UCACCAGCAUGGAGUGACCUGAGUCAUCUCUGGAUGCCACUCGAAGGCUCAGCAGCCAACGACUCCUCAGCUUCAGAAGGACCCUGGCAGUCUCCAGUGGGCGGUGGCAACCCAUCAGGACACUGGAAGGGGAGUGGCGGGGGCCUGGGGGGCAGGCAUGCUGUGGUCCCAGCCUCCCCUUCCCAGGCUCCGUCACUCCAGGCCCCUGCUAAGCCGCCCAGCCACCCCGGCCGCCUGUAGGGGGGUUAGAGGCUUGGCCGGGCUCCUUCUCUCUUCCAGACCGGGGGCAGCCCGUUUGCCUUUGCUGCGUCCUGGUGCUUGUCGCAUGAAGGGGGCAGCACUCCCUGGGAACACACCAGACAGUCCCAGGUGCCAGCGGGAAGGAAGCCCCCUGCCUGAUGGGGCUGCCUGAGCUUCCCCGGGGCCCCUCGGCUGCUGCAGGCCGUCAGAGGUGGGAGUUGCAACACGGGACUGAAGAGGUUAAUGUGCAUCUGCCUCCGAAUGUUAAUGUGUCUAAGUGAUGUCAGUGGGAGCCGGGAAGGAAGGAGUGGGAGAGCGGUAGGGCUUGGAGGCUGCCGACCGGAGUGCUGAGGAAGACCCCCCUCGGACUGCGGGGCUCGGGCUCCGGGACGAGGCGGGUGGCGCUGGAGGCUGCCGCAGCCUGCGUGGGUGCCCAGGCGAGCAGGCGCCGGCGCCGGCGGAAUGGACCUGGGAGCCCCGCUGCUGCCCACCGGCCCCAAUGCCAGCAACACCUCGGACGGCCCGGAUAACCUCACCUCGUCCGGGCCACCUCCUCGCACAGGUAGUGUCUCCUACAUCAAUAUCAUCAUGCCCUCAGUGUUUGGCACCAUCUGCCUCCUGGGCAUCAUCGGGAACUCCACUGUCAUCUUCGCGGUGGUGAAGAAGUCCAAGCUGCACUGGUGCAGCAACGUCCCUGACAUCUUCAUCAUCAACCUCUCGGUGGUGGACCUCCUCUUUCUCCUGGGCAUGCCCUUCAUGAUCCACCAGCUCAUGGGCAAUGGUGUCUGGCACUUUGGAGAGACCAUGUGCACGCUCAUCACAGCCAUGGAUGCCAACAGUCAGUUCACCAGCACCUACAUCCUGACUGCUAUGGCCAUUGACCGCUACCUGGCCACUGUGCACCCCAUCUCCUCCACCAAGUUCCGGAAGCCCUCUGUGGCCACCCUGGUAAUCUGCCUCCUAUGGGCCCUCUCCUUCAUCAGCAUCACCCCCGUAUGGCUCUAUGCCAGGCUUAUCCCCUUCCCAGGAGGCACAGUGGGCUGUGGCAUCCGCCUGCCCAACCCAGACACUGACCUCUACUGGUUCACCCUGUACCAGUUUUUCCUGGCUUUUGCCCUGCCCUUUGUGGUCAUCACAGCUGCAUAUGUGAGGAUCCUGCAGCGCAUGACCUCCUCAGUGGCCCCUGCCUCUCAACGCAGCAUCCGGCUGCGGACAAAGAGGGUGACCCGUACAGCCAUAGCCAUCUGCCUGGUCUUCUUUGUGUGCUGGGCACCCUACUAUGUGCUACAGCUGACCCAGCUGUCCAUCAGCCGCCCAACACUCACCUUUGUCUACCUGUACAACGCAGCCAUCAGCUUGGGCUAUGCCAACAGCUGCCUCAACCCGUUCGUGUACAUCGUGCUCUGUGAGACGUUCCGCAAACGCUUGGUCCUGUCUGUGAAGCCUGUGGCCCAGGGGCAGCUUCGAGCCAUCAGCAAUGCCCAGACGGCUGAUGAGGAGAGGACAGAAAGCAAGGGCACCUGACCCUUCCCCUGCCCCCUAGGGCACCUCCAUGUCAGACCACCACCGCAGACCAUGGGGAGAGAUGCUGAGGAAAACCCAAGAUCACUCAGGGAGGAUGUAAGGAUGCUGGGUGGUCAGGGGCUGUUGCAACUCACAACAUUCCGUAGGGCCCACAAAUCGCUGGGGAGGCUUGGAGUCAGGUUUGGGGGCUUCAAGCAUCAGAAAUUCCCUUGGGAGAUCAGGGUGAGACCUUUGGAAGAAGAGGAAAAUUUUGGUUUAAAUGUUCAGUUGAGCCCUCUAUCUGCUUAGCUCCCAAAUAUCUUCUUCCCAACAGAAGGGGGGAAAGGAAUUCUGCUGGGUUUCUUUAAAAUCAGGCAGGGCCAGGGUGUGAGCAGUGGGACCAACCUGCACAGGGCCCUGGGGAAAUCGGGGAGGGGGUGCGGCCUCAAAGCUCUUUCCUAUCUCCCAUUGGUUUGAUGGAGGCAGCCUUUCUCCCAGGCUGGAGAAUGAUGAAAAAUGAAGCAUGCCCCCUCUCUGUGUUAUAGCAUCCUGGGUUUGAUUUCCCUUUAUCUCUAGGGGAUGCAUGUUUAUUUUGGGGUUGGGGGGCUCUGACACCACAGGAGUAAAAGCCCAGGUUGCAAGGAGAUCCACUUACUGAGACUAACACGUGUACCUGGGGUAGGUAUGGGUGUGGGUAUUAAGAAAAAUGGGGAGGCAAGAGGACUUCUGCAGCUGUGGCGACAUUGUCUCGGUGGGGCACAUCUGUCAGGCACCAAAUCCGGAGUGACGCCCAUCAGUGUCCUGCAUGUGUGGGGUCAUUCUGAUGUCCUGGUGUGUUUGAAUCAUCUUUUUGUUCUAGCACUUCCUCUCCAAAAUAAAGACGAAUAAAGGGAAAUAUCCACCCACA
This is a messenger RNA of Manis pentadactyla (Chinese pangolin), 2650 nucleotides long. RefSeq names its product melanin concentrating hormone receptor 1 (gene MCHR1). Bases 703 to 1764 code for a protein of 353 amino acids. The record is from RefSeq and is a predicted model, not a curated record. Gene Ontology annotation, biological process: neuropeptide signaling pathway. The transcript is spliced from 2 exons. Gene Ontology annotation, molecular function: melanin-concentrating hormone receptor activity; neuropeptide binding. NCBI's taxonomy places the organism in Eukaryota, Metazoa, Chordata, Mammalia, Pholidota, Manidae. Gene Ontology annotation, cellular component: membrane; neuron projection.